Messenger RNA from Mucor mucedo, 3038 nucleotides. RefSeq lists its product as uncharacterized. The transcript is spliced from 7 exons. The record is from RefSeq and is a predicted model, not a curated record. Gene Ontology annotation, cellular component: cilium. NCBI's taxonomy places the organism in Eukaryota, Fungi, Mucoromycota, Mucoromycetes, Mucorales, Mucoraceae. Bases 188 to 2956 code for a protein of 922 amino acids.
CUGAGGCGUAGUUGGGGAGAUUCCAGAAUAAGUAUUUUGAGUCAUGCAGAACCACGAGUUUUAUAUCUUGUAUAUUUAACUAUAUAUUUUCUUCUCUUUUUCUCUUUUUCUCUUUCUCUCUCUCUUUAUUUUUUUUUCUUCUUCUUUUCUUCUGCAAGAAAUUACACAUAUACAUAAAAAGGAGGAAAUGUCACUUACUUCUCUUCCUUACGAAAUUGUACAUUGUUCUUCAUUUGACGAUGAUUACAGCCCUGAGCAAUUAGCCAAAAGUAGUCCGGGUAAUCAACUAGACUCUAUACCAGUAAAGUGCAAAGGCUGGCAAACACCAAAAUGCCCUGAAUACCCACAGGAUUUGAUCAUUCAUCUAUUAUCCGGCACCGCACGUAUUUCCAAAGUUCAAAUUCUUUCACAUCAUUUCAAAAUCGCUACCAAAAUUGACGUUUACAUUGGUUUAUUAAAAGACGCUAAAGAUAUACUGGAUGACAUUGCACCUGAUACACCUCCCAGUGACGAUGAAGAUAAUAUGUUGAUUGAAUUCACACGAUUAGGUUAUGUUUGUUUUGAUAAUAAUGCACGCGCACAAUUUCGUGCUCGGGAACUCAAGUCAAUAAAAAUCAAUUCGGAUGGUGAAUACGUGCGACUCGUCAUAAGAAACUGUCAUCGUAAUAGACUCAAUACUUUCAACCAAGUCGGUAUUCUCGCAUUAAAUAUUCUAGGUCAACCUUUACAUCUUGUCGAUAAAGCCAAUAUAGUCCCAUCUUCUUCUUCACAGAACCAUAUCGUACGUCAUCCAUUCGACGAUAACAGUAUCCUCAGUACCUCCACAAGAAGAACAAGUGUCUCUAGUAACCAAAGUUCUCUCAACAGACUUUCUUCCGCCAGUGGAUUCGAAAUAGAACUUGGUCAAUGGACUUCCGCUCUCAUUCAUGCCGAAGAAGACGCCGUACGUUCUGAAUUAUAUCAAACCGCAAAAACCUAUAAAUACUUGGGAGAAAAAAUGGAAAAAUUUACAAAAAUUUUGUCAGAUCUGGAGAUUGGAAAACGACAUGCCGUCGAAACAAAAGAUUAUGAUGAAGCAGAGAAAAUUAAGGAUGAUAUCAAAGAGAUCAAACAAGCAGCUCAAACCAUGUUGAAGGGUGCUCAUGUUCAAAUCACAAGUGAAGGAAACGUCAUUCCACUCGAUAUACCAGAAAAUAUACCCCAUAGUCAUAGCCAACAGCAACAGCAGCAGCAGCAGCAGUAUCAGCAACAGCAACAGCAACAGCAGCAACAAUAUGAGCAGCAACAGCAACAACAUGAACAACAAGAAGAAGAACACCAUCAUUAUCAUGUACAGGAAGACACUGUGAUCGGCUCAGAAGAACCCACCAUGAUACCAUCCAUUAUACCCAUCAUUGAAGAUCCUGAAAGUAUACCCGAACCCAUCAUGGACGAAGAACGAGGCCCUUACACCAUUGCCAUUCAAGUGUUUGGAGAAGAUAUCGUUGCUUGUGUACUCAGUAUGAAGGCCAAAUGUAGAACAAGGGGUUUGGGUUUAAUUGAACAACGUAUCGAAUCCGUACAAUCCCUCGCUCGAGACAAUCAAUUGGACGAUCUCUGUACCAUGAUUUAUUUUGAUCAACAAAACCAUGCACCCUAUCACAACAUGAAUGACGAUGAUGAUGACGAUGAAGAGGAGGAAGAUGAAAUGGCCCUUGAUACCGUCACACGAUCCAUCUCCAACUUUAUUAAUGCCACACUCAUGAUGAUCCAAGAAGCCGUGAUGGAUUCAAGAGAGCCCAUUGUCUCUCUCGCCAUCACUACAUGGCAUCACCUCAACGAUUUCUGCAGAGAAACAGGGAUUGACCCACGUUGGACCAUUGAAUGGAUCGAACGUACCUUUUCAGGUCUUUUGAAACGUACAGGAGAUACAAACCUCAAGAUCAAAACUGCUGCCACCCUUCUUAUCUCCGUUUUAGUCCAAUCUUACCCUUCUCCCCCAUUUUCUCUCAUGCCCUUAUUUAUUUGCAAACCAGAACGUUUGAUCCAUAACUACAAGGAAGCCAAAUCCCGUGUAGAAUUGGUAGAAGCCCUCGUCGUGAAAUUAGGGGUUGAAAAAUCCGUCCAUAAUCAGUGUAAAGUGUCUGUCCCCUUACAGGACUUGAUGGCCUUUGUCGUCGCUUACUUAAAUCAUGGUCAUGAUGACGUUCGUCAAGCCGCUGUAAAACUUGUCGUUACCAUUUCUGAACAGAUUGGGUUUAAUAUAGUUAGCUCUUACAUUGACGAAACAUUGCGUGUCUCAUUGGCUGGGACGGUUCAAAAGCUAGUAGAUAAAGGCUCAUUUCAUACACCCGCUCCCAUCUUGACAAACAAGAUUAAAAAGACACCUACGACCAAGGAAACACAAGCAGAAUUACGUAAAGCAGCUGUCCAACCCGAGAGAAAGACGAGAUCAAGUAAUCGAAGUGUGAAAGAAACAACUGACAAGAAGAGUACGAGGACUAAUAAAUCGGGUAGUCGACCUACUACGGCCCGUAGUAAACCUAUCAAAGAGCCUGUCAACGAGAAUGAUGCAUGUAUCUUUUGUGAAGAAGUCAAUGCAGAGUUUAAUGAGGAUACCUUGAUCAAACAUUAUUACAAUACGUGUCCGGUAUUAACCAAUUGCUCCUUAUGCCAAAUUGUAACGGAGAUUUCGACAUUAAAUGAACACAUGUUGGUAGACUGUGAGAGACACCAUUUGGUCAAGGCCUGUCCUAAAUGUAGACAAGCAAUUCCUGUGGAACAAUGGCAUCAACAUACGAUGAAAGGUGGUUGUAAACUCAAGACGGGUGAAUAUGAUGCACGUUGCCCCUUAUGUCUUGUCAAUAUCUUGCCUGCUAAUGAUGCAGGUUGGAAACUCCAUUUAAUGACAGGUGAAGGUUGUACUAAAUUAAAAAGAUCACGUGCUCCCAAGAAGAAGAUGAAAAAAACCAUUUAAUUUUUUUUUUUUUGCUUUUUUUUUUGAUUUUUUUUUUUUCUUUUUUUUUUUUUUUUUUUUUUUUUUUUUUUUUUUUUUUUUU